This is a messenger RNA of Leptosia nina, 1791 nucleotides long. Lineage: Eukaryota; Metazoa; Arthropoda; Insecta; Lepidoptera; Pieridae. The record is from the annotation of a GenBank genome assembly.
AUGCGCUUUCAUUAUCUUAUUCUUGUGAUAUUCUCGUUAAUUCCUCAAAUAUAUUCUUUCUCAGUUUAUAAGAAAUCAGAACGCCAAGUCGCCGAAAGCGAAGCAGUGUUGGACCCAAACGGAGAUUUAUCGAUAAAAUGGCGAAUCGAUUAUGUAUCCCACAAAAUUCGCUUCGAAGUGAGCUUAUCCGAAAAAGGUCCAGCAAUCAAUUGGUUUGCAGUGGGGUUUUCUGAUAGAGGAGAUAUUAAAAAUGCCGAUUUAUGCUUAGCAUGGACAGACUACCACGGAAACGAUCAUUUUGAAGAUAUGCACUCGGACGAAGAAGGAAAAUUAUUGCUCGACAUCAAACAGAAUUGCGACAACUUUCACGUAAACGCCAAGAGGAGAUGCUUGACUUUCGAUCGAGAUUUUGAUACUUGCGAUGAUGAAGAUUACACCAUCGAGGAUGGCACUGUACAUGUUAUUUGGGCCCGUGGUACAGAUAGAUUAUUCACAUCAAAAGGACUUUGUCUGUCCUGUACAUCUCAACACGAUCAUGGCUUCAUACGUGUUAGAUUAUUAACCCCCCCUUCCAUGCCCCCACAAAAGGCUGAAGAAUUAGCUAUUGUAAACAAAAAUGUAGAAGUACCUGGUACAGACACAACUUAUUGGUGCAAAGUUGUAAAAUUGCCUGAUUAUGUGUCUGAAGAAGUACAUCAUAUAAUUCAGUUUCAAUCUUCCAUCACGAGAGGAAAUGAAGGCCUCGUUCACCACAUGGAAGUGUUCUACUGCGACGCUGAUCCGCAGCAAGACAUUCCACUCUAUGAAGGCAACUGCUUUGCUUCAGACAGACCUGAAAAAACUAAAUUAUGCUCAAAGGUGAAAGCGGCGUGGGCGAUGGGCGCUCCACCGUUUGUCUAUCCUAAAGAAGCUGGCUUACCACUUGGUGGAAGGGGGGCAAAUAAAUACGUAAUGCUUGAAGUUCAUUACAAUAAUCCUGAACUCAAAGAUGAUUGGGUAGACAGUUCAGGAAUCACGCUACAUUUGACAGCAAACAGGCGUCAAUACGACGCGGCUAUAAUGGAGCUGGGUUUGGAGUACACGGAUAAAAUGGCGAUCCCGGGACGUCAACCAGCAUUUCCUCUGACAGCACAUUGCAUUCCACAGUGCACUGGAGUGGGCUUGCCGAAGGAAGGAAUCGUUGUAUUCGGAAGUCAACUACACACACAUCUAACAGGGAUAGCGGUAUGGACCAGACAUUUUCGUCGCGGUAUCGAACUGCCAGUACUCAAUAGAGAUUUGCACUAUUCCACCCAUUUUCAAGAAAUAAGGAUUUUACAUCGACCGGUUCAAGUGUUGCCUGUAAGUAAGAAACGGGGUGAGGGUGAUUACCUGAUGACUACAUGCCUAUUCAAUACCCUGGACAAAGAAAACGCAACAAUUGGUGGACAUGCGAUCACAGAUGAAAUGUGUGUAAAUUAUAUACAUUACUAUCCGGCGUCAGAACUGGAGGUUUGCAAAAGCGCCAUUUCAAAUGUUGCCCUAGAGAGUUAUUUUAAAUUUGAAAAGAGGUGGGAUAACAUGCCUAUAUCGUAUAAAGCGCCACCUCGUGCUAAUUAUUUGUCUAUAAGACCGUGGACAGCAUUGAGAGUAAAUAGCUUAGAUUUAUUGUACGACAAAUCCACAAUUUCUAUGCAGUGUAAUAAAUCUGAUGGGAAUCGAUUUCAGGGUGAUUGGGAAGGCAUAUACAUUCCCAGGAUCAAACUACCACUUAAAUCAGAACCAAGACACUGUCCAAAGGAGUAUUUAUAA